Hippocampus comes (tiger tail seahorse) is the source of this 1377-nucleotide messenger RNA. Its product is annotated as protein CROWDED NUCLEI 3-like. The transcript has a single exon. NCBI's taxonomy places the organism in Eukaryota, Metazoa, Chordata, Actinopteri, Syngnathiformes, Syngnathidae. Bases 305 to 1210 code for a protein of 301 amino acids. The record is from RefSeq and is a predicted model, not a curated record.
CGCCCAAAGUCCACCAGGGGAGGCUUCCUGAUCGUGCCUACAAAGUGCGAUGACAUCGCACCUUUGACUCAUCAUUACGGUGUCAUAAGGCGUGUCUGAUUAUUUAGAGGAGUGCCAAACACAUAUCAAAACAUCAACGUGGGGGGUGAAAGAGACGACGAAGUGUCGCUAAGCGUCUGAGUCACUGUACAUCAUAUUAUAGAGUACAAGGCUAUUGUCUACUAUGCUAGUGUCGACACAAAUGAUAUACACUACCCAUAAGUGUCUUCUGCCGAGUACUCAAUAUUCAAGCUAAUUAGGCGCCAUGUCCAAAAAAAAGGUGAAGCCAAAGCCCUCCCAAGGAAACCCUCGCCAGGUUCCCCAGACGCGAAAGGGUAAAGGCUCGACGGAAUGGGACGACAUUUACAAGGAAAUCCUGAUACGGCGGGAGGAGAAAGAUCUCGAGGCGCAGUCAGAGCAGCUCCUGGACCAGCUGCAGGCUUUGAAAGCGCGGGAGAACGAGCUCCUGCAGGAAAUAAGCGACGUGGAGGAGCUGUUCUUAAGCAGGGAUCCAUUUCUCGCCGACGAAAUUGUGGACCAAGCCUCAGCCAAAGCGGACGACGAGGAAAAAGUGGCGCUUCAAAAGGAGACCGAGAUCCGGAAUCUGAUGGUGGAGUGUGCCGAGCUGAGGGAGUCCAAGCAGGAGCGCCUGAAUGUCAUGCACCAACACAUUAUUUAUCAGCAGUUCAUGCACACGCUGGUCGGCAUGACUUCGUUCGAAGAUGAGGAGGCGCUCACGGAUCACAUCGAGAGUCUUCACAGCGUCGAGGACCAGCUGUCUCAGAGGGAGGGCGAAGCCUACGAGCAGACCAACAAGCAGAGGAAAACGCAGAUCGCGUUGCAAAAACAGUACGAGCUGGAAAGGCAGGAGCUCGAUAUGGAGCUCACCCAGCUCAUGCCCGAAUUGUUUGAAUCCAAAAUCAAGGUGGAAUUUUGGUUCAAAGAGUGGAAACGCAUCGAGGAAACCGCGUCCAGGAAACUCAACCUGCUGGCGCAGAUUAAGAUGUCCAUCCUCAGCCUCUACGAGAUGAUCGGUGGCAAGGUAUGCGAUAAGCAGGGACUGGCUUUGAACGAGACGGAGAAACAGCUGGAAAAUAUCCACUCCUUCAUGCUGGACCACUUUGAGAUUUUGAAAGAGUAUGAAGCCAACAACGCAAAAGGGGAAAACUAAACCCCACGGCAACCUUCUUUUCUGUCCACCCCCCGCCGCCAUCCCACACACUGGGAAACCAAUAUUUCAUGACAUCGACCGGAAUUAGACAUUGCAAUGCUUGUCGUCUGGACAGAAGAGGGGUUGCCACUCAAGACUUUGGAAGUUGGGAUACAAAAAAAAAAAAA